Cinclus cinclus is the source of this 1992-nucleotide messenger RNA. RefSeq names its product NOBOX oogenesis homeobox (gene NOBOX). The transcript is spliced from 8 exons. NCBI's taxonomy places the organism in Eukaryota, Metazoa, Chordata, Aves, Passeriformes, Cinclidae. Gene Ontology annotation, molecular function: DNA-binding transcription factor activity, RNA polymerase II-specific; RNA polymerase II cis-regulatory region sequence-specific DNA binding. The record is from RefSeq and is a predicted model, not a curated record. Gene Ontology annotation, biological process: regulation of transcription by RNA polymerase II. The coding region runs from base 1 to 1992 and encodes 663 amino acids.
AUGGACGAGGAGCAGCAGGCGGAGGAGCGGGUGGCCCGACGGCUGGGAAUGGGCUGUGAGUGCCAGGAUGAGAAGGAGAACAUGCUGCUGAAUACGGAGCACUUCGUCAUGGAUGCUGAUGCUGUUGGUGGCCAUGGUGCAGGGAGCAGUGUGCUACCUGCAUUCCCCAGCACAGCCAGACAAGAUAAAGUUGAGGAUAACUUGGGAAUAGAAGAUAGCGACAGCUCUGUAAGGAAGGUGGAAGAAGAUUUGGGAUACAGCACCCUGCAGGCAACUGGGUCGUCUUCCCAAGGCUCGUUGGUCCUUGAUGGCCAGCAUGACUUGGCCUCUGCAUGUGAACAACCAUCGGAUUUCUGCAGUGACAAAAAGGUUGGAUUAGCACAGGAGCCCACAGGUCAGUCAGGGUCACAAGAGCACUCUGGGAGUCACUGCCCUGCUGGGACUGAAAAGGAGGCAGACAAGGAGCAAACUAAGAAAGCAUCUAGUGAAGUGUCUGGAGCUCCCUGCAGGCAGGAGGAGAUUGGCCCGGCCCCUCACCAAUUCAGAGGUGCUCCAGCCAGCGCUGCAGCUCAGAAUUCCUACAAGGGCUCUUCAGUCCUGGAGUCCAGAGGCAGCUGUGAUGUGGCCAAGGGAAAAAAAUCCUUACCUGUCAAGAAGAAGCCGCGCACCUUCUACAGUGCAGAGCAGCUAGAAGAGCUGGAGAAGAUGUUCCAGGAAGACCACUAUCCUGACAAUGAGAAGAGGCGGGAGAUUGCAGCUGUGGUUGGUGUGACACCGCAGCGUAUCCUGGUCUGGUUUCAGAAUCGCAGGGCAAAGUGGCGGAAAUUGCAGAAGUUGAGUAUUAAAAGCAACAGAAAAUACCCAGCAUCAGCUCUGUCAGUCCCCGUUGGAACAGAGGACUUUGGGGCACCUCCUCUGCCUGUGCCUCAGUUGCCUGACACUGCUGGAGACCAGCCUGCUGUGCUGGGAGGAGACCCUGGAGCUGGGAACGCCUCCAGCUUGUUCAGCACACACCCUGGAUCCACCCCCCCUGCCUCAGCCUCCUCGGUGGCAGGAAUGGUGGCACCCUGUGAAGCACAAGCUCAGAGCAAGGCGGUGCCGCAGCUACACUUCAAUUCCAGCGGCGUGGAGUGCUUCCCUAGUUUUCCCAGCCCCCCUCCCAUCCGCAGGGCCAGCCUGCCUCUCAGCGUGGCCUUCAACCCACACAGCCACAUUGUUCCCCUGAUGCUGGACAUGCCCAGCAGCCAAUGCAGCUUGGCCAGUCAGGAAGAUAGCUCCAGAGAAGCCCUCUCUUACGGCAUCCAGAAUCAAGGCUUCAGUUCACCAGUUUCCUGCCCUUACCCCGAGCAGCUGGAGCCUGCAGACAACCUGGAGGCCGCCUACUAUCAGUACAGCAGCCAAGGGGAAAUGUAUCAGCUCUCCCAGUUCUGUCACCAAGGUCACCUGGCCAGCAAUAUGUUCUCCAGUGAGCACCUUCCUCCUCCAACACCCUUGGAGUCCCAUCCAGCUUUCCCUGAUUUACCUGGCAACAGUGGAGCCAUAACCUAUGGAGCCACACAAGACUAUGUACAAAACCACACGGGGGGACCGCUCAUGCCACAGCAGCCAAAUGGCAAUUCAGCAGACAUUCCUGCCUAUCCAGCUGUGCCCUGGGGCGAUUUCAACAUGCAGGGAGCUCCUUUCUCCAAUGAAUUGCAUUCCCAAAUGCCUUUUUCUAGCAUGGCAGGAGGACAGUACUUCACAGAGCCAUAUCUCCAAGUGCCCAAUGGAACAGUACUGGAAUCCAUGCCACAGACUGGAAGACAAAAGGGAAUGAUACCACCAGAGCAAAGUUCCUACCAGAGCUACCAAACAGAGCUGGAGUUGGCAGCACCCACUGAAAAAGAGGAUGUAGAGAGCAGCAGCAAGAAAGGAGAGACUGUUGAUGGUAACCAGCUGAUUGUUUUCUUGGAGAAGAAGGUGGGGGAGGAAAGAGUUCCAAGACAGCAGUAG